CUACCGCUCCCAGGGAGCCGCGGGCGGGCGCGGUCAGGUGGCGCCCAACAUGGCUCCGCCGUGCCCCGGCUCCCUGCGCGGCYGCUGAGCGCAGUCGGGGCGGCGGCGGGGCCAUCAUGCAGAAGAUCAAGUCGCUGAUGACCCGCCAGGGUCUGAGAAGUCCUCAGGAGAGUGUUAAUGACCUCAGUCCUAUUGAAAGCUUUCGGAUUCCUACUAAGGAGGAGCUCAGAGAACUGCAUGAAGAGCCAAUUGAUCCUCAGGCACAACAGGAAAUAAUUAACAGCAUUGAAGAAGUUUAUUUUUCCAAUGACUCCUUUGAUAUUGUGAAGUAUGAGUUAGAGAGGCUUCCUCCAGUACUUAGUCUUCAAGAACUGGAAGAGUACAGAGACAAACUAAAACAACAACAAGCUGCUGUGUCUAAGAAAGUUGCAGAUUUAAUCCUCGAAAAACAACCUGCAUAUGUUGAGGAACUUGAGCGUGUUACAUCAUUGCAGACUGGCCUUCAGUUAGCAGCAGUUAUUUGCACAGAUGGAAGAAGACACCUGAAUAUAGCAAAGGAAGGCUUCACGCAAACUAGUUUGGGGCUACUUGCAAAUCAGAGGAAACGACAGUUGCUUAUUGGACUGCUAAAGUCYCUGAGAACAAUAAAAACACUGCAAAGAACUGAUGUACGUUUGAGUGAGAUGUUGGAGGAAGAGGAUUAUCCAGGAGCUAUUCAGCUGUGCUUGGAAUGCCAGAAAGCUGCCAGCACUUUCAAACACUACAGUUGUAUAAGUGAAUUAAAUUCAAAACUGCAAGACACCUUGGAACAAAUAGAGGAACAACUGGAUGUAGCACUUUCCAAAAUAUGCAAGAAUUUUGAUAUCAAUCAUUAYACAAAGGUUCAGCAGGCUUACAGGCUACUUGGAAAAACACAGACAGCAAUGGACCAGUUACAUAUGCACUUCACUCAAGCCAUUCACAAUACGGUGUUUCAAGUAGUCCUUGGAUAUGUGGAGCUAUGUGCAGGAAACACAGACACUAAGUUUCAGAAGUUGCAGUACAAAGACCUCUGUACACACAUUACAUCAGACAGCUACAUUCCAUGCUUGGCUGAUCUCUGCAAAGCCCUCUGGGAAGUCAUGCUCAGUUACUACCGAACGAUGCAGUGGCAYGAGAACCAUGACCAGGAUGAGGCAGCAGUUGUGUCUUCUGUUUCAGAUGGCAACAAUGUGAUUGGAACUGAAGAGAACUGUUUUGACCGCAACUAUGUAAAAAAGAAACUGGAACACGGGCUUUCACGAAUAUGGCAGGAUGUCCAGCUGAAAGUGAAAACAUAUCUUCUGGGAACAGAUCUGUCUAACUUCAAAUACGAUGACUUCAUAUUUGUACUUGAUGUUAUCAGCAGGCUGAUGCAAGUUGGAGAAGAAUUUUGUGGCAGUAAGUCUGAAGUUUUGCAAGAAUCUAUCAGAAAACAAAGUGUUAACUAUUUCAAAACAUACCACAGAACCCGUCUUGAAGAACUAAGAAUGUUUUUGGAGAAYGAGACCUGGGAACUUUGUCCUGUUAAAUCAAGCUUUAAUAUUUUGCAGCUUCAUGAAUUUAAGUUCAUGGAGCAGUCGCGUUCUCCGUCUGUGUCACCGAGUAAGCAGCCUGCCUCAGCAAUUUCAGCAACAGUAACGUUGUUUGAGCAGUACUGUAAUGGAGGAAAYCCCUUUGAAAUCCAGGCUGACAGCAAAGAUGAUGAGACAGAAGAUGUCUUAGCUUCCAAUGGGUAUGAAUCAGAUGAACAAGAAAAAAGUGCAUAUCAAGAAUAUGAUAGUGACAGUGAUGUUCCCGAAGAGUUGAAAAGAGAUUAUGUGGAUGAGCAGACAGGAGAUGCCCCGAUAAAAAGUGUUUCUCGAGAAACUCUGAGGAGCAGAAAGAGAUCAGAUUAUAAUCUCAAUAAAGUGAAUGCACCUAUUCUAACAAACACUACAUUGAAUGUAAUAAGGCUUGUUGGGAAAUACAUGCAGAUGAUGAAUAUUCUGAAACCAAUUGCAUUUGAUGUGAUCCACUUCAUGUCCCAGCUCUUUGAUUACUAUCUGUAUGCAGUCUAUACAUUUUUUGGCCGAAAUGACACGCCCAUACCGACUUCCACACUCUGUGCUUCUAACAGAGAACUGAACAGUGCUAGGCAGUUUGAAUCAACAGGACUGGGGCUCAGUAGCAGCAGAUUACGCACCACACUGAACAGAAUCCAGGAGAGUCUAAUUGAUCUGGAGGUGUCUGCAGAUCCUUCAGGAACUCUCACAGCUGCUGAAGAGAGAAAAGAGAAGGUGCCAAGCCCACAUCUCAGUCAUCUCGUAGUUUUGACAUCUGGCAAUUUGCUGUAUGGUUUGGCAGAGAGAGUGGUGGCCACAGAAUCCUUGGUAUUUCUGGCUGAGCAGUUUGAAUUUCUUCAGCCUCAUCUUGAUGCAGUGAUGCCAGCUGCCAAGAAGCCUUUUCUUCAGCAGUUCUAUUCUCAGACAGUAUCAACUGCCAGUGAACUACGUAAACCAGUUUAUUGGAUUGUUGCUGCUAAAGCCAUUGAUUAUGAACAAAUGCUGCUUCUCAUGGCUAAUGUGAAAUGGGAUGUGAAGGAGAUCAUGUCACAGCACAACGUAUAUGUAGAUGCUCUUUUAAAGGAAUUUGAAGAAUUUAACAGAAGGCUGAACGAUGUAUCUAAGAGAGUCCGUAUUCCACUGCCAGUCUCCAACAUCCUGUGGGAGCACUGCAUACGCUUGGCCAAUAGAACUCUCGUGGAAGGUUAUGCCAAUGUAAAGAAGUGCAGCAAUGAAGGACGUGCCUUGAUGCAACUGGACUUUCAACAGUUCUUAAUGAAACUAGAAAAGUUAACAGACAUUAGGCCUAUUCCAGAUAAAGAAUUUGUGGAGACCUACAUUAAAGCAUAYUACCUGACAGAAAAUGACAUGGAAAGUUGGAUAAAAGAACACAGGGAAUAUUCCACUAAGCAGUUGACCAAUCUGGUGAAUAUUUGUCUGGGCACCUACAUCAACAAAAAAGCAAGACAGAAGCUCUUAGCUACCAUUGAUGACAUAGACAGGCCUAAGAGAUAACUGGAGAACGCUGCUUUCUUUCUGACUUGUACCUUUCUCUGUUCACAUAAAGCAYGCAGACAUUUCUCUCAUGGACUAAUGACAACAUUAGAAAUGUUGUGCAUGACCUUUCUUACCAACAUUGGAAGCACUCUGAAGUGACAUAAUGUUCUAAAAUAYGGCUUUUUUAAUCUGUAGAAUUAUUUUCUGUUGUAUUUCUUUCUUCUUUUUUGGUUACUUGCUCUUAGUAAAGGGCCACUGUUUGUGUAAUAUUGAUGAGCUGUAUAUUUUGCAAAAGUGUAUACUGUAAGUAAAAUCAAAAUCAAAGAGAAACACAUUGGCUUAAUAUAUCAUUGAUGCUCUUUUUAAAUAAAAGGGCUACUUGAAAAUAUGAUUUCUUUUCUCCCAGCUUUCACCUUCAGAUAUUGURCUGUUUUAUGGACCAGUGUAAAAUGGAAGGAUAUGUAUAAUAUUUGAUUGAUGUAUCCUGCAUGUAGAUUARGAGUGCAGAUCAACUAAGUACACUCAUUUUAAAGCCCAUCUUCUUCAUAUGUAUCAAAAAAUGUCUGUUUAUUUCAGAAUUAAUUUAGUCAUAUCAAAAUUAUUGACUUCAGAUUAAUAGAAGGUAAUAAACAUUGUAUGCUAAUAUGACUUCUUUGUGAGACUUUAUUUUUCCAGUUCAGCAAUGCAAAUGUGAGCAGUAAUGCCAGGGAAUUGGAAUUUGCCAGGGAAUGCUUUUCUUACUGAAGUUUUGGAUUGAUACUAAGACACUACUUCCUGUUUCCUGCUCCACUGUAGACAUCCUGGGUGAUCCUGAGCAAAGUAAAAUGGCUUGAGUGCAUAUUUGCCCUGGAAAUCAAUUUGUUAGAGCAUCACUGACUUCACUAAAGUUUUCAGGUUUAUCUUUUGCUUUCUGUGUGUAAAGUUUUAGGAAUUUUAUUUUUUAUUACAUAAUAAACAUUUUGCAGUGCUGUCAGACSUUUUUAAAGGAAACAUUGAGCUAAUAGGUAAAAGAAAUUACAUAGGCUGCAAUCCACUAAUGUGUACAACAUGCUAAAUUCUCACUUUGGGUUUCAUAUUUGCCAUUGUACUUUUAAUUCGAACAUGGGAGAACUAGGACUUAGUGAAUGUCAGCAGUAAUUUAGUGAUGGAAAAUUGCCCCAUGGAGUCAUCCUAAUUGCUCUUUUCUGUGGCCUAAUUUCCUCUUCAGAAUUGUAUUGAGCAUCAUUGUGUGAGUUCAGAGAAAGUCUGUAUACAGUUUUAGAAGAAUGAUAGAAUUAAAAUUUCAAAUAUUGACUGUGUGGUAGUCAGCUUCCUUGUUUAUCUGUAUUUUAAAGGAAAUAAGAUUUAAAACAAAAUUUAACACUGUUCUUCAUUGACCAUGCUGUCAUGCCUAGUUCUAUUUAAAACUUGCUUAGUGGUUUAUCACCAUAUAUGUUGAAGCUGAAUCAGUUUUACCCUCAUUGAAAAGGUGGUUCAGAUGAAAAUGUGGACUUUUGCGUCAGCGUUUCUGCCCUGGAGUCAAAUCCUGAGUGAGAGCUCUCGGAAGAAACAAACAUGUUGGAGACUGUUAGCGUAAAAUAUGUUUUAAUUUUCUUCUCUUGGAUGAAAUAAGAAAUUCAGAUAUCUUUAGCAGAGCUUUGGUGAGCUGAAUGCAUGUAAUUUGUYCUGAACUGCUUAGAUCACUGUAAUUUUAUUGUGUACCAAAAGGUAAAGGUAUAAGCUUUGAUUGGAAUGUAGGGUCAGGGUGAGCAAUUGCAUGAAYCACAAUCAGGAGUGAUUUUUUUUUUUAUAGGAUAUCUGUAGUUUGGCUGGUUAUUUUAAAGUAAGCCCCCAAAUAAUAGAAUGUGUGAGAUGCAGUGUUAAACCUAUGGAACAACAAUUUGAUCUUCAUUCAUAAAUGCCUCAGAAAUCACUAUAUUUUCCACAGGAACAUUUCUUUGCUGCCCAAGAUUGAUGCCAAGGAGGAGGCCACAUAGCUAAAUGACCUACAUACACUCUCAGAUACAUGUUUUAAUUUUUAGGUUGUCCAGUGUGAAAUCAGAUGUAGGACUCAGUGAUCCUUGUGGCUCCAUUCUAACUCAGAAUAUUCUGUAUUACUUGGUUCUGACUGACUAAUGAAACUAAGUUUUCACUGAGUGCUGUAUUGCUUGUUAUGUUAUGUUAAGGAUAUGUUUGGUAGUUUCCAUCCUCUGAUACAAGAAUUUCUUAUAAACCAUUUAUUUUUGAACAUUUCUGUGCAUUUUUGUUCUCCUGUACAAUAAGAAGCCUCUUACAGAAGAUAAGAGAAUGCACAAAACUGUAAAACUGCCUUUUCUUACUGUAAAAGACCUGUGUAAGACUUGCCAUAUUGUAAAUUAUACAAAUGGAUAUGGAAAAAAAAUGGAGAUUUAUUGUGGUUUUGAUGGAAUCUAUUUUAUUUAUAACCACUGCUUGAAAUGGCAUAGCAUAAAGGCUAAAUGUUGUACUGACUGUGGGAUUAUGGUGAAAAUAUGGAAAUAAUGCAGUUUGCAAGCAGCAAGGUUUCUGUGUUUGGUGGGUAUUUAAGGAUAUUUGUGAGUGUGUUGUUUUUGCACUGCACAGCUGGUUUUCAUCAAUCACAAACUUGGUUUUUAAGGAUCUCCUUCUCAUCCAUGAAAUCUUGACGUGUUAUGUGGAACAGUAUCGUAAGUAGUAUUCAGGACUUCACAAAUAUGUUGUGGUUUGGSUUUUUUAAAGUAGGCAUAAAUCCAUAACAUGCCAUAUGAUAAAAUACGUCCCUGAGAAACAAAUGAUGGCAUGGAUAACCUUGGUUUUUUUGUUGUGGAUCCACUGCUUAAUUUUAAUUCUGUGGAGURUUCUGUCCAGCCCCAGAGAGUUUACAUGUAUAAACUAAAUUAAAAAUAGUUGUGUGUGAAUGAAACCCGAGUUUACUUGGCUAUUCUGCAAAACAAAAUCUCUGCAGUAUCUCUCAGCUGUGCUGGUUUGGUCUGGAAUUUUGUAUAUGCACACWUGUGAAAAAGCCCUACUUUCAGAACAGAUCUGUGUUACAUUUAUUAUCUUGCACAGAUUUCAAUGUUGUCAGAUUUAAAGUUGUCAAAUAACUGUUUAAAUGUCUUGAUCUUUAAAAAAAUAUAUGAGCAAGCUGAAGAUCUAGAGGAAGGGAUGCAGUGAGGUACCAGUUGUCACUAAGCAUAAAAUAAAUGAUCAGAUGUGCAAAAUGACUGCAGGUAUUUCUGAAGAUUUUUU
Molecule: messenger RNA, 6284 nt
Organism: Malurus melanocephalus (red-backed fairy wren)
Lineage: Eukaryota; Metazoa; Chordata; Aves; Passeriformes; Maluridae
Gene: VPS50
Product: VPS50 subunit of EARP/GARPII complex
Exons: 29
Coding region: 117-3077 (986 amino acids)
Biological process (GO): retrograde transport, endosome to Golgi; endocytic recycling
Cellular component (GO): EARP complex
Molecular function (GO): SNARE binding
Source: RefSeq, a predicted model, not a curated record